Messenger RNA from Cladocopium goreaui, 588 nucleotides. The record is from the annotation of a GenBank genome assembly. Lineage: Eukaryota; Dinophyceae; Suessiales; Symbiodiniaceae.
AUGCUACUUCGCAGAACUGGGGAGAUGACCACCCCCACACUCCCGCGAGUGACGUUUAAACUGGCCGGGGGACUUGGUGGAAAGGGAAGUGGAGAACAGCUCGGUCACACCGAAAGGACCCUUCGUCUCCUUGCAGUGAUGCGACUGGAAGGCUUCGGGGGUGCUGGCAUGGCUUUGGUGGGCCAAGAGAUCAGUCAUUGGAAAUUUGAUGCGAAGGCGUUCAUGCCGAAACGCGUCAAUGCAGAGAUUUCAAGGCGUUACGACAUCGACAAGAAUGAGAUCGGAUCUGGUGGCUAUGGUAAGGUCUUCAUUGGCCGCGACAGGAACAUGAGGGACAGACUUGUAGCCAUCAAGAAGGUGAUCAUCUUUGAAGACGCAAAGAAAAAGGCGUUUUUGCAGGAGGCCCAAAUCAUGAAGGAUUUGGACCAUCCCAAUAUCUGUAAGCUCUUGGAGACCUACGAACAGGGCCGUGCCUUGGAGAUAUGGAGUUUGGUAUGGCUGGUGUGUUGCCAACAUUAUUUUUGUUUGCGUUUUUUUCAAUCCAUUGCUAGCUGGGAUGAUGAUCCAAAUGACCAUUAUGAUAUAUGA